Spodoptera frugiperda (fall armyworm) is the source of this 1282-nucleotide messenger RNA. Its product is annotated as CD63 antigen. The transcript is spliced from 5 exons. The record is from RefSeq and is a predicted model, not a curated record. The coding region runs from base 443 to 1177 and encodes 244 amino acids. Lineage: Eukaryota; Metazoa; Arthropoda; Insecta; Lepidoptera; Noctuidae. Gene Ontology annotation, cellular component: membrane.
UCUUAUCGUAUCAGUAAGUGCUAGCGACGUAACCGUUAAAGUGCUCACUCCAUAGUGCCUGUUUAAAAUUAACAUUAUUGUCAUUAUCGCUUGCAAAUUACGACGGAACCCAUUGUUCACAUCCCGUAGUUGCGUAGAAUCAGUUAAUUUCAACAAAUAUAGUAUUCAAAAGUGUCUAAAAAUAAACUCAAUAAUCAUAAACGUCGAAGAACAAUUCUUAAUAAAUUUUUAAACCGUACGCUGUAAUUCAGUUUGAUACAUCGUGCCUGAGCGAACGCCGCGACGUUCGUUCGUCUCAGAUGAGAUAAAUCCGUUUAUUUUCCUUAUCAAGAUUAAUGUACCUACCUAUAUAGUGAUAAAAAUAUCUGUAGCAAGUUAAAAACUAGCGAAGACAGGUUGUCACGCGAGUUUCCACGUAACUGUUUGAAUAUAUUCGAACAAAAUGUGGUCGAAACUGUUUACUACGGUCAAAUAUUUAUUAGUGGUUGUGAAUUUCAUAUUCGUGAUCACUGGUAUUAUAAUUCUAUCGGUCGGCGCGUCCGUACAGUCUGCCUACAAUGGUUACCAUCAGUUCCUAUCCGAGAGGUUCUACUCUCUACCAGCUUUCUGCAUUGCGACUGGGAUCAUCAUCUUCCUGGUCGCUUUCCUCGGAUUCUAUGGAGCCUACAUGGAGAAUUACAUUGUGAUCAUGACGUUCGUGGGUGCUAUGAUCCUGAUGUUCAUCUUCCAACUGUCUGCCUGCAUCGCUGGGUAUGUGCUGAAGGGCAACGCCGUGUCCCUGGUGCAGCACAAACUGCUGGAGACCAUGGACAUGUACGGUCUCAACAAGAGCAUCGAGGUCACCAAACUGUGGGACACUGUGCAACAAGACUUCCAGUGCUGCGGUGUCCUCAAUGCUAGUCAGUGGUUGGUUCCUCUGGGCACAACUGACACCAACGGGCUGCCAGUCAGCUGCUGCAGCCAGAACUACGGCAUCGUGGCCGUCCUCAACUGCAACAUCGGCAUGCAGUCCGCCUACACGACUGGCUGCUCUGACUCCUUCGGCAGCUGGGUUCAGUCGCAUGCUGCCGCUAUCGGAAUGGCUGGAAUAUUCUUAGUUUUGAUGCAGGCGUUGGCGGUAGCAGGUGCUGUGUGGAUGGCGAAAAUAUCUAGAGAUGAACGCGGUGCCUACCCUUAAGUUUAGGAUGUAAUUCAUUUAAUUAUAAUUUAUAAUAUUAUGUACAAAUGCACAGCACAUCAAACUGACUCGAAUAGUUGAAUCCUUUAAAAACCCAUAGGGUCU